GGGGCGAGAGAGGGAACGUUUGCCCGUAAACCCCUCGAUUUUUGGCGACAACUAACUUACUUCCAAGGACGGUUCCUUAUUGGUUUUUCAUGGCUAUGGUCCCUACCGAAUUUCAGAAAUAAUUGAUUUUUUGCAAUUCUGAAGAUAGUCAGUAGGGAGGGCUGAGAUGAUCUUUUGACACGGAAACGAGAUAAACGGCGCAUGCGCACUAAAGUGACUCAUCGCCGGUGGAUUUACAUUUCGUACGGAUGGAUAAAACUACGAAAAACAGCUAGAAUUUCCCACACAAAUCGACGAAGCAUAAUGCAAACUAAAGACUUAGUCAGUACGUUGAAGAAAUUCGACGCCUACCCCAAGACACUUGAAGAUUUUCGAGUGAAAACUUUCGGCGGUGCUGCAGUUACAAUUGUUAGCGGACUUUUGAUGUUUCUACUAUUUGUCUCAGAAUUAAGUUUCUACUUAUCAACAGAGGUCACACCUGAACUCUUUGUCGACACAGCCAGAGGAGAAAAGCUUAGAAUUAAUGUAGAUGUUAUUUUUCCAAAAUUGCCCUGUGUUUAUUUAAGUAUAGAUGCAAUGGAUGUCUCUGGAGAGCAACAGAUUGAUGUGAUGCAUAGUAUAUUUAAAAAGAGAGUGGAUCUAGAUGGGAAUCCAAUUGAUGAAAAUAUAGAAAAAGGAGAUCUAGGUGAUAAGAGUCAUGAAGCUAAAGAAUUACUUGAGCUUGAUCCCAAAAGAUGUGAAUCUUGUUACGGUGCUGAGACACCUGAAAAGAGCUGCUGUAACACUUGUGAAGAUGUUAGAGAAGCUUAUAGAAGGAAAGGUUGGGCUUUAUCUGACGUUGAUGACAUCAAACAGUGUGUGAGAGAGGGCUGGAAGGACAAACUUCAAGAACAGAAAAAUGAAGGUUGUGCUGUAACAGGGCACUUGGAAGUUAAUAAGGUUGCCGGAAACUUUCACUUUGCUCCAGGAAAAAGUUUUCAACAACAUCAUGUCCAUGUCGCCAUUCUCAAGUUAAGCUCAGGGGGAAAUGUUAUAAGAGUCAAUAGUAAGUAAAGGAGUUAAUGUCUUGUUAGCCUGAGGUGAAGGGCAAAUUAUCUUUUUGUGCCGUAUAGCCGUUGAAAACACAUGCCUGUUUGCAUUGACCUUUGAACGAAGAAAUAUGAGAAUUUGAGCAAGUUGGCUACAUGUAUAAUCCCUUUUUCACCUUUGAACUUGCUUAAUUCUCUUUGCUCUUCCACGAUUGAUGCAAACAGACUAAUUAACUCAUCCCUCUUUGGCACUCAGCACUGUAGUAUAGAAGAGACUCUUUUCACAGAGCUGCAGAGUGUGUCAGAAAAGACCAGAUUCUUAGUGAUUGCUGGUCAUUACGAAAGGCCUUCA
Molecule: messenger RNA, 1380 nt
Organism: Orbicella faveolata
Lineage: Eukaryota; Metazoa; Cnidaria; Anthozoa; Scleractinia; Merulinidae
Product: endoplasmic reticulum-Golgi intermediate compartment protein 3-like
Biological process (GO): endoplasmic reticulum to Golgi vesicle-mediated transport; retrograde vesicle-mediated transport, Golgi to endoplasmic reticulum
Cellular component (GO): endoplasmic reticulum membrane; Golgi membrane; COPII-coated ER to Golgi transport vesicle
Source: RefSeq, a predicted model, not a curated record